This is a messenger RNA of Phoenix dactylifera (date palm), 1935 nucleotides long. Its product is annotated as plant intracellular Ras-group-related LRR protein 3-like. The record is from RefSeq and is a predicted model, not a curated record. NCBI's taxonomy places the organism in Eukaryota, Viridiplantae, Streptophyta, Magnoliopsida, Arecales, Arecaceae. Gene Ontology annotation, cellular component: cytoplasm. Gene Ontology annotation, molecular function: protein binding.
GCCAACCCCAGACAAGCUACCCUGUUCCUAUUUUCUUCUUGUGCACAUCCAUCUACCCUUCUCGCUUCGUCGCUGAUUGCAUCAGCUUUCUUCUCCGUCUGCGUCCCUGUCUCCUCCCGAGAUGGAUCCAAACCCUAAAUCCUUCCCCAUCCUCUCCUACGUCAUGUCCCGCCUCCCUUCCAUCGUCGGCCGCCGAUCCCAGAUCACCCUCGAGCCCGACAUCGAGCAGCCCCCUGUCGACGACUCCCGCCGCCACAGCGAUGCGGUGGAGCUCGUCGACCGCAUGCCCCACCUCAACAACCCCGAGCUCCUCGCCGCCAUGGCCGCCGCCGUCUCCGACGUCGCCAAGACCCGCUCCGUCCUCCAGACCCUCGGAGAGCGCCCCGACCACGAGGCCGUCGACGACGCCCGCGCCCGGAUCGCCGAGAUCGAGGCCAUCCUCGCGCGGGAGCUCGAGGAGAUCGUCCGUGCGCCGCGGCCGGACGAGGUGGACCGGCUCCAGUGGCGCGCGGAGCAGGCGGAGAGGGAGAAAGAGUGCCGGGCCCGCGCCGAGCGGGAGCGGCGCGCGUACAAGGCUGUGAUCCAGCUCGACGAGAUGCAUGAUGCCUACGAGAAUUUGCUCAAGGAGGCCGAGGAGCGGCUGGUGAAGAUUUACCGAUUGGCGGAGGCCGGUGGCGACGGUGGCGGUGAGGGCAGCAGGGAUCCCGCUGGGCAGGAGGACGUGCCGGUGAACGAGGAGGUGAUCAGGAUCUUGCAAGAAGCGUCGGAGAAGUGCCUGGAGAGGGUGGACCUGUCGGCCCGCCAGCUGAGGUACCUUCCAGAGGCAUUCGGUAAGCUGCGUGGAUUGGUCUCUCUUAACCUCUCCAGCAACCAGUUAGAGAUCAUUCCAGAUGCCAUAGCAGGGCUCGAUUGUCUAGAGGAACUCCGUCUUUCUUCCAACGUUCUGGUCUCAUUGCCUGAUUGCAUUGGACUGCUGUCUAAUCUUAAGAUUUUAGAUGUAUCAGGUAACAAGCUCAAGGCAUUGCCAGAUAGCAUUUCGAGGUGCAGAUCCUUGGUUGAGCUGGACGCAAGCUACAAUGAACUCACUUAUCUGCCAACUAACAUUGGCUAUGAGCUAGUUAAUCUGGAAAAGCUUUGGAUCCACCUGAAUAAGAUCCGCUCUCUUCCCACAUCUGUUUGUGAGAUGAAAUCGUUGCACCUUCUGGAUGCCCACUUUAAUGAACUUCGGGGACUGCCUUAUGCUAUAGGGAAAUUGACAAAUCUUGAAACUCUAAACCUGAGCAGCAACUUCAGCGAUCUGCAAGAGCUGCCUCCCACAUUUGGUGAUCUGAUCAACCUCAGGGAACUUGAUCUCAGCAACAAUCAGAUCCAUGCACUGCCAGAUUCAUUUUUUCGUCUAGAUAAACUGACUAAGCUUAACUUGGACCAGAACCCAGUGGUUAUUCCUCCAGUGGACAUUGUGAACAAAGGGGUGGAAGCAGUCAAGGAAUACAUGGCAAAAAGAUGGGCCGACAUUUUAUUAGAGGAAGAGAAGAAGAAGAAGUCUCAAGAAAAUGCACCUCAAGCUGGUUGGCUGACACGGAGCACUUCAUGGUUGAGUAGUGUGGUUUCUGGAGUUUCUGGAAGUGUUGCAGAUUAUCUGGGUACUAAAGAGAAAAACAGAGAUCCACUUCUUGAUCAGCAGUUGUGAUUUCAUUUUCAUGCAGCUUUGGUAUUGUUAUUUUCAUUAGCAUGUACAGUUUUUUUAUCACUCUUGCAAUACUGGGAAUUAGCUACCCGUUUCAGAAACUGCGGCAGUCUGCUUUUAGGAAUACUCUGUAUGUUCUUUGAAGAUAAGCGCAACCAAUACUUUGUAUGGAAUCCAUGUACUGUGUUUUCUGGAAUCUGCUACCUAUUUCUUCCCAUUGGGACAUGAUCAUUGUUGUCUCUUUUUCA